Messenger RNA from Striga asiatica, 429 nucleotides. Lineage: Eukaryota; Viridiplantae; Streptophyta; Magnoliopsida; Lamiales; Orobanchaceae. The record is from the annotation of a GenBank genome assembly.
GGUAACCCCGGAGAGGCAGGAGCAGGUAGCCUUGCCAGAGAUCAUAGAGGCAGACCUAUUUUUGCGUUCCACGACUACAUCGGAGAUCAGACCAGCACCAUUGCAGAGCUCCUUGCUGUUUGGAGAGCAUUAUCAUUAUGCCAGGACUUGACCUAUGACCGAGUUUGGAUUGAGCUUGACUCUGAGCGGGAAAGAGACCUCAUUCAGAAGAUCAGAGCUCUAACAGAUAACCUUGACGUUAGCUUCUCCCACAUCUACUGUGAGGGGUACAGUGCCGCCGACUACCUCGCAGGUUCAGCCUGCCGAGCCCGAGACUUUGUGCUAUAUGACGUCGCAGACCUACCUGGACCCCUUAGGGGCAUCAUCAGGAUGGAUUUAGAGUAUCCCAGCAUCAUACGUCCUCAUGACGACAGCAGAACACAGGGCUGA